UAGAAGGAAGCAAGAAUUCGUUCGAAAUCAGUUUCAACAUGGCGUUCAAUGGUGAAGGUCCGAUGAUUAAGCGUCAGCGAACUGAUUUGGAAAGUGGUCAGCAUAGGAAUCAUGGUGACCAAUAUGCUGCUUAUGGAGAUGAGCCCAGAAGAAAAAGAACGGAGAAUGAAAAGCCAAAUCAUGUGCUCUUAUUCACGGUAUUGAACCCUGUGUACCCCAUCACAGUGGAAGUGCUUCACACCAUUUGCUCACCCAGCGGCCAAGUGCUUCGCAUUGUGAUUUUCAAGAAGAACGGUGUUCAAGCUAUGGUGGAGUUUGACAGCAUUGAAUCGGCAAAAAGAGCCAAAGAAGCUCUGAAUGGUGCCGAUAUUUAUUCAGGUUGCUGCACGUUGAAGAUAGAUUUUGCGAAGCCAACUAAACUGAAUGUUUACAAGAAUGAUGCAGAAAGCUGGGAUUACACCAAUCCAAAUGUUGGGAUCAAACAAGAGCUUCCUGUUGCUGGUCGCCCAGCACCACUUCUACAAGAGCCGCGGUUUGGCGCUGGCCCUCAGCCUUAUCGUGGGGAUGGAAUGCGAGGUGGUGGCGGUGGUGGUGGAGGUGGUGGUAUCCCACCAUAUGCGCCUGUUCCUCCUGAUCGCUACGAUGAUGGUUAUCAGAAUGGACCUGGUUCUGGUCCAUAUCCUGACCAUUAUCCAGAGCGCUACCAGCCUGUUGACAGAUAUGCUCUGAAACCUGAUUAUGGAAGAGAGCCAAUUCAUCCAGCUCCUCCAAGACCAGGAUUUGGGCCACCAGCAUUGGCACAGACACCAGGUGGACCUGCUCCUGCGGUGCCACAGCAAGGCUCUGUGAUGAUGGUUUAUGGGUUGAAUCUUGAAAAAGUCAAUGCAGAAAAGCUCUUCAAUUUGUUUUGCCUUUAUGGCAAUGUUUUGAGGAUCAAAUUCUUGAAAACAAAAGAGGGAUGUGCAAUGAUCCAAAUGGGUGAUGGUUUGGCAGUAGAACGAUGCAUUCACAAUUUGAACAAUGUUCCUCUUCUGGGCUCCAGACUGCAGUUAGGGUUCUCCAAGCAAGCAUUUUUGAGUGAUGUGCAAAAUCCUCAUCCACUACCAGACAAGACCCCUUCUUUCAAAGAUUUUAUGGGGAACAAAAACAACAGGUUCAUUAAUCCAGCCAUGGCCAGUAAGAACAGGAUACAACCACCCUCAAAGAUAUUGCAUUUCUUCAAUACACCUCCAAAUUUGUCUGAAGAUACACUGAACAAAGUAUUUGAGGAAAAUGGUGUUCCACCACCUAAGACAGUUAAACUUUUUCCUCUUAAAACUGAUAGAAGCUCUUCUGGUUUAAUUGAAUUUGAAGAUAUUGGACAGGCUGUUGAAGCUCUCAUGAUGUGCAACCAUGUGCCAAUUCAAAAUCCAGGUGGAAAAUUUCCGUACAUCAUGAAGCUUUGUUUCUCAUCAUCACGUCAGAUUCCAAAUUCCAUGCGCCAUGGAAGUGAUCAGCAACAGUCAUCUCAGCAACAACAGUCUCAGCAGCAGUCACAACAGCAAGACGAGAUGCAAAACAACGGACAGUAGACACUUCUCAGCUUUCUCAUAAGACAAUUACACUUUCUGCGCCCCCUCUGUGGGUUGCCUACUGUAACACCACAUUCAGCUUACAUUACACACAAAGAAAAGAAGAUAUGGCCAAGACAGUGGAUACAGUGAACAUUAACAGUGAAUUACACUGAACAUUAAACUCCUUUACAUUUUACAUUGAUGUGCUUGUCAUAAAUGACUGCGUCUGGAGUUUCGAAACUGUAAACUGUUCAUAGCUUACUGCAUGACAUUGUAAUAUUACUUAUUUUGUUAAUCAUGUGCAUGACGUACUUCACUGCAUAAUGAACUUCUGCCGAUAAGAAUGUGUGAUAAAAUGUAUUUUCUUUUGAUUAACUAAAUGACAUAACACAUUAUUGUUUUCAGGAAUGUACAAAAUUCUUAUUUCUUACAUUUUGAGAACUAAUUUUGGACUGCAUUGAUUUGUGUAGUAGUGUAAGUAGCUAAGCCAUGAGUAAAGUGGCAUAGUUUACACAAAUUGCAUCUGCUUUUUUUCUUUUUGAAAAUCUGUUAAUUUUUUUUUAAAUUGCCUGAAAUCCUCAAAGAUAUUGUGACAUUUGUAGUGCAUUGUGCUUGUAAAUGCUUCAAAUGUUAAUGUUGGAAAAAAGUUUGCAAUUAUGUCAGAUGGCUUGUGCUCUGCUACUACCAGCAAUUUUUUUGUUAUAUGGAAAACAAACCGUAGAUUAUGUGCUGAUGGUAAAGCUUGGUAACAAAUUUAAAAAAUGUUAAAAAUAUUUUAAUUUGCUAAUUGCGAUGUUUACUUGCUGUCUUGACAGUAAUUUUAGUUACACAGCAGCACUCAGGGGCUGGAACUAUACGUAAAUGAAAAUCAUAGUAUUCUUUUGAGAAGAAUAGUCCAUUAGGCAGUUAGCAUCAUAUAACAGAAAUAAAUGUAAAAGGCAAUUUCUGUUGUAUGAUGGAUACAUACUUCUGCAGUAUUAGAUGCGGGCCAUAAAUAAGGUUGGAUAUGAGUAACAAACUGUGGUGUCUGCGUGAGGUUUUUAAUAUAGUUGCCCGUUUGUUGAGCAAGUGCUAUGAACAGCUAGUAGCUGUACAAAUGCUGAAACAGUACUAUUAUUACUAAAUAAACUUUCCUUGAAAUAACUUUUCACGUUUCUCUUUCAAUAAUGGCAAGUCUUUCUGUGUUUCAUCAUUACUCUGUAAAAAUCAUAAUACAACAUAUUAGACAGGAAUAUUACUGAUUUACAUAACAGUACAGUUUAUUUUUCUAUUGGUGUCAAAGAAUUCCGAGCAAAUUUGUAAGGGUUAAGAGGGGAGGAGUGAACGUACAUCACCACUUCUCAGACACUUCAGUUACAGAAUAACGUACUGUAAUAGUAUUAUCAUUUUAUAUAGUGGUUUACCUACAGAAAAUGGUGUGUAUUACAAAGAUUUUGGAAAUAAUUAUAAAAACUUCAUUGUAAAUACUGCAUGAGCUAUAAAUUGAAAUUUCAGCCUUCAGUGUCACACCUGCCCAUGCAGGUGUUGACUUUAUUAUCUGCAUGUUUUAGUUACUUUAUUUUGCUUUGUGCUCUAUGUACUUCCUGAGAAAUGUGUAUGCUGUUGUGGUGUGACACACAAAUUCAAUUAACUAUGCAGUGAGGCCCUAUAAUAGAAUUGAGAAAAGAUAGCCAAAACUUUUAUAAAACUGAACUUCUGUGUAAAAAUGAUAAUUUUAUGGUCUAGUAAUUAUUAUCCAUCACCUUUUUAAUGUUAAGAGUGCAUUUUCAGUGAAACUGCAUAUUUACUAAAGAUCAUUAUACUAUUUUGUAAAGUUUAUUACCAUAUGCAUUGCCAUUUACUAUGCACAAAGAUAUCAUUUGCUUUAUAUUUGUAGAUGGAAUUUAAGAAUUGUCAUGUAUACAAAGAUAGAUAGUGUAGAUGGAUAAUAGUAACAAGUUAGUAUAUUCCAGUGUUGUGAAAUUCAUAUUGUGGCUGUAGGUAUCCAAUGGUGGUUUGUAUUUAUGAUUGUAACAUUCAUUCGUGCCAGUUACAUUUUAAUGGAACUGCAAAGCAAGUUACUUUUGUAGAUAUUUAUUUCCUCACUGUAUUGAAAGAAAAAAAAAAUUUGUAGUAAUAUGAAGAAAACUGGACAUGAAGAUUCCUUUUAUUAUUAUUAUUAUUAUUAUUAUUAUUAUUCCAGCAUUCUUGUGAAAAGCAGUUUCCUUGUAAUGUAGCAUUGGUGCAAACAGCAAUAGUUUAUUAGUAGUACUGAUAAAGACAAACUAGUAUGUAAGAUUAUGAGAAAAGCCAUUCAAGUCAAUUAAAAGAAAAUAAUAAGUGUAUUAAUGCUAAAGUGUCAAGUUUCAAGCCUCAGCUUAUUUAGGUGUUUUCUGCAGAUAACCUAGUUGUGUCAUUAACUGAAUGAAACAAGACUUCAACACCCAGAAGUGUGUGUGUGUGUGUGUGUGUGUGUGUGUGUGUGUGUGUGUGGUGAAAUAUGUAAACAUUGUUUAUGACACAGUAACAGCCCUGUUCCGAAAUGAUUCCAUGGGUUGUUUGUUAUUUCUUUCACUCACUCAACCCCCCCCCCCCCCCAAAAAAAAAGCCUCAUAAAAAACUAUUGUGUAGUAAUGGACAGGCUAUUACUUUACCUACUUUCCAUUUGUCAGUGUGUUAAGUUUAUGUGUAAAUAAUGAACCUUGUAAUGAGAAGUGUGCUGGAAGUGAAACUGAUCAUUUCAUUGUAGAUAUUUUGACUGUUUAUCUGGACCAUGCAGACUAUUAUCAGUAAUUACUUAUGCAACUUACAGUAACUUGCAGCCAAACCUGUUGUGGUACCAAGGUCUUCUGUGUCAUAGUGCAGAUUCUGUAUGUAGAAGUAUUUAUACUUUAUCCAAUGGCUCCACCUUCUUUGCAAGUUACUUUUUAGUAGGUGCAUGAUCUCAUGUUAGAUUCAGUUGGAGCCUGAACUGUAAUUCAUUUAAUUUAAAACAUACAAAAAUAGUCGUUAUGAGCAGUUUUUGUGCACCUUUAAAAUGUAUGCCAUUUUUAAUAGUGUUAUGAUUAAUCAGUGAUCAGGUCUAGAGUACCUCUGUGGGGGACAAAUGGACUUAAGUGUCACAUCAGAAACAAUAAAAUAUUGUGAAUUGAGACCAAUAGUCUUAGUGUUAAAUUUUGUGCACUUACUAUAUGGUUAAAUUGAGGUCUGUACUAAUUAAUAUUAGUUUAUUAAAAAUUUCAUUAUUAACAAGUCUCUUUACAUGUAUGCUGCAUUUGUAGAACUGUGAAGAUAUUAAUACAGACGUGUUUGAAAUGACCAUCAGAAUCACAGAGUCUGUAAAGGGUUUAGAUUUGUUAUUGUUAAGAGUCCCUUUUAUUGCUACAUGUAACUGUUUUUAAAUGACAGAACAACACCUUUUGUUUUCCAAAUGUAUGCCUCUCUUGAUAACUUCAUUUUUUGAAAAUACUACGUGUAGAUAAAAUUCACAAAUAUCAAGCUAUUCCAUGUUUUUUUAAUCAGUGCAAUAUUUUGUUGGAAGACUUCUGUAUGCUACUGAAACUAGUUUUGUAACUAGAUCAAACGAUUUUUAGUGAAGUUGUAAGCUGCUGCUUUAGUUAUCAAACUGAAUACUGUAUCAAAAUAUUUCACAUUAGCAGUUAAUUUUAUUUUGUGUGUGUGUGUGUGUGUGUGUGUGUGUGUGUGUGUGUGUGUGUGUGUGUGUCUCCCCAUGGAAGAUUUUCAGAACAGCUUCAAUAAAAUUUGAUGCGAUACUGUGACAGAAGGUGUAAAUUUUAUGCAAUAAAAUGAUCAAAACUA
This is a messenger RNA of Schistocerca nitens (vagrant locust), 5351 nucleotides long. RefSeq names its product heterogeneous nuclear ribonucleoprotein L (gene sm). Bases 39 to 1571 code for a protein of 510 amino acids. Lineage: Eukaryota; Metazoa; Arthropoda; Insecta; Orthoptera; Acrididae. The record is from RefSeq and is a predicted model, not a curated record. Gene Ontology annotation, biological process: mRNA processing; regulation of RNA splicing. The transcript is spliced from 15 exons. Gene Ontology annotation, molecular function: mRNA binding. Gene Ontology annotation, cellular component: nucleus.